Molecule: messenger RNA, 5504 nt
Organism: Phycodurus eques (leafy seadragon)
Lineage: Eukaryota; Metazoa; Chordata; Actinopteri; Syngnathiformes; Syngnathidae
Gene: lifra
Product: LIF receptor subunit alpha a
Exons: 18
Coding region: 220-3147 (975 amino acids)
Molecular function (GO): protein binding
Source: RefSeq, a predicted model, not a curated record
UCCCAACCCACACUGUUUCGAUCCAUUGGGAUUGGGUUUGCCAAACAGCACGGGCCCACGAUUGUAAUACAUCAAAUCACUCCGGCAAUCGUUUACUCGCUGGAUUACGUGAUUCACGAGAUCAUAAAGGAUUUGUGGCCACAGAUAAGGCUCUCACAGGGUGCUCUACCAACACCAUGGUGCUGCUGUAGUGGAAAGGAACACAAACAGUCACUCGCCAUGCCUCAAUUGCAAUCCAGCUGUUGGCCUGUCUGGCUCAUCUGUUGUCUCCUUUCAGUGGUACACACUCAUACUCAAAAUGACCUGACUGCACCCCAGCAGGUGAGCCUGACAGCGAACACGCACACGCAGCAAAUAUCCGUAUCCUGGCUGGGAGGCAAUGCCACAACGUUUGAUGUCAUGAUCCUCAGGACGGAACUCAAUGAAACAGUCUUCUAUGACAUGCUGCAUGUGCCUCUGAACCAGACAACUGAUCGGUACGAGUGGAAUUGGACCUCAGCAGAACCACUGCAAUGUACCUCAUUGUCUGUUAAAAUCCGCUCCAGAGAGGGCACAGCGACGAGUGAAUGGAGCAGCACGCAGAUCAUCCAAGGAAGCGAUCUUCCCACCAAUGUGGACUUCCAGUUGUACCCCCAGGAUAGAAUUGUGCCUGCAGGGGGAAGCACCACCUUCUGUUGCAUUGUGGCAGAAGGGCGGUUUUUCGGUUCGAUCCAUUACGGCGACACGGCCAUGAACGCCACGCGGCUGAGUCGGCGGAGUUACAGCAUCACUGUGACUCACCAGGCCCCAUCCAACAGAACGGGGACCAAUGUCAUAUGCCAGGACAGCCUCGAAAAGAACAAACUGUCUGGAGCCGUGGUAUUUGUUGGAUAUCCUCCUCUCCUCAGUGCCUUUCAGUGCGAGACUCGAGAUUUGACUUCAGCCGUGUGCCGGUGGAAAGAAGUGCGAGACACACAACUGUAUGGCAAACGGAGAACAGUCUACUCCCUGAACAACAGGAAAUGUGCUGACGCCUCUCUAGUUGAAAAGCUGUGGAAAUGUAGUGCGGAGCAGUGGGAGGGUAACUGGACGCUGGAAGCUGUGAAUCCUCUGGGCAAGUACAGCGUGUUGGAUUCAGCUGAAAUCCGACACAGAGUACGCCCUGUGGCACCUUCAAAUCUGAGCGCUGUCAUCAAUGCAUGGAAUGCUACCUUACAGUGGAAUUGGGAAUAUGAGAGCUAUACUUCCCUGGCGCUUGUCUGCCAGGUAGAGCUCAGCACUCAUGGCAACAAAACAAAGCGCACCUUCACAGGCGUUGGUCUGAGGGCGGUGUGGCUUUUGGAGCUUUAUCCUGAUGAGGAUUACAUCCUUAAAGUCCGCUGUGGAGCGCAGCAGAAUUUCUGGAAGUGGGGAAACUGGAGCCAACCCCUUUCUAUCAAAACAAAUAUUGAUGUUCCAGAUCAGCCUGAUGUGUGGAUGCACAUCAACAGUGACAACACUGGUCAGAUCAUUUGGAAGCCUCUGACAGCACGAGAAAGCCACGGCCAGAUCACGUCUUUCGAGGUGACGCUGUGGAGCCCCAACGAGAGCCUGCAGCACACUGAAAUGCUUCCUGCCGACACUUUCGUGCUCCCAAUCAACCUCACCCAAAUCAACACCUUCACCAAUGACAACCAGGUCAUGGCAGCUGUUGUUGCCAAGAACGCUGCUGGGCAUUCACUGCCCGCAAAUGUAAUUAUACCUCUACGUGUCGCAGACAAGAGUCCUAUUGUUGAGUCUAAGGUGGUUUAUAUGGACGGAGGUUUCCCCCUGGUCUGGCAGGAAGACGCCAACUCAAGCUGUGGUUAUGUCAUUGAGUGGCAUGAUGGACUCUGCCAGCAAGACUGCUCCGUCGAAUGGGUCAAAUUCACAAUGGGAAACACAAAUGCCACUAUUGAGUCAGCCAACUUCCAGCCUGGUGUGAGGUACAUCAUCUCCUUGUUCAGCUGCUCCUCUGAGCUGCUGCGGCGCUGGCAGGGCUACAUGCAGGAGCAGUCUCCCUCCAGAUCCGUGCCCCACCUGUCAAUCAGUCAGCAGGACUCGGAUGUUCUCUUGACAUGGGGAGCCAUGCCGGAGGUCAGUAGGAGAGGAUACAUCCUGGGCUACAAUGUUUACCUCAGCAAUGACUCCCAACUUGUGCAAUUAGGCAAUCUAUUGGGAGAAGGAAGCAGGAAAUACACAGUUAAGGGUCUCUCCGACGGCUCCUAUAAAUUCACAGUCAAAGCCUACACCUCAGCAGGCGAGGACACAGGUGCCACCAUCUCCAUCACAGUGGAGCUGUUCGCUGAUUGGCUCAUCCUGGAAAUACUGGCAUCUGUGGGAGCUAUAGCAUUAUCGCUUGCCAUUGUCACUUUACUUUGCUAUAAGAAACGAAAAUGGGUAAAGACAGCCUUUUACCCAGACAUACCUCAGCCCAAAUUGGACGACGAUUGGACCAGAACGCAAGGUCCGCUGGAUGUGAGGCCAUCGCACCACAAUCUGGUCCAUGUUGUAGAAAAGCCUGAAUUGGACUCCCUUAAAGAAGUGCUGGUCGUCAUUCCCGAAGAGGAUGAGGAUGAGGAGGAUCAGAUGAUUGGAGAUGAGAAAGUCGACACAGAUGAGCCAGCGUCGUUACGUUACUACAACCCAAUGAUUGAUGAGCGCCCAAUCAGGCCACGCUACCCAGACUCCUCAGACUCUUCUGCAUCUUCAUUGGACUCCGGGCAAACCGAUGUGACUUACACAGGGAUCCAAACUUCAGGGUCAUCUCUGAUCUUCCAGAUAGAUCAACAGGGUUCCUCUGAGGUCGAAAUGGCUGCAAGCAGAGGUGGUUACCGCCCUCAGACGCAACCUGCAGCACCAAGUGACGACUUGCGCCCGGUUCCGCCGCAGUCUUUCCAAGAGCCUCAAGCUGCCUCCUCUGAAGGCUACAAACCCCAAAGCUCUUGGCAUUUGGAGUCGCCUGGAGAAGCUGAGGAGCGGGAUUGUCUGGCACCCUGUUUGGGCUCACCCACCUCAGUGGCUUCCACCCAGUGCCUCCUCCCUGACGGAGGAGGCACUGGGUGGGAGGAGCACGGCGAAGCGAAACGUCCGCUCUCAAGUUCCGCACCGGGCUGGUUCACUAACCUGCUCUCCACUGCAAAACCAUGAUAUCCUCUCAUUAGAAGCUGCCAGGCCAACAGGUUGGCCUAACCCUUUUACAUUCAUUAAUAUUACCAGUGACAUGAAUCAAACUGCAAAAGGCUUCACCCAUCAGGCUAAAACGUAAUAGCUUCAUUUAAUGUAGCAGUUUCUAUUCUGACUAGAAAACAAUAAACAAACAUGAGACUGAAGUGUGAUCCCCUAUUUCCUCAUAUAGUGGCCAGGGGCAUUGAGUUAAUCAUUAUUCUAUAUUAAAAUGUGUACAGCACUGCUUUCUCUCUCAACUCCACUGUAAAUUUCCGCUUUACAGAUGUCUGUGCAGGCAGUGUGUGUUCAUGAUGUCCACCAUGACACAUACACAUAGUGCUUUCAGUCAUAGUAAAUAAAAUAAAUAAAAAGAAAUAAAAAAUCCCUGAGAGCAAAACAUUAGGCAUCAAAAUUGUGUGCAGUGUUGUUUAUUGUUUAAGUAGGAUGACACUGGCAAUGGGAGCGGAGGCCAUUAUUUGAGGAAAUACGGUAUGUGUAUUAGCUUUGUUCAUGACUGUGGGCACUCAGCACUGACAGGAUGUUGUAUUCCACUGUUGCAGCUUUUUGUUUGUAUUUUACUUUUUUUUUGUUUUACUCGUGAUGUGAAUUUAAAAACACUAGAGAAUGAAAGUAAUUUUCAAAUCAAACAUUUACAAAUGUAUUUGUUGAAACACUACAAAAGAACAUCUUGAUUUAUGUUUAGUAUGAGUGAAACAUGUCUGUUGUCUUUUAAGUGGCCCUCUCAUGAGAUGAUCUCCUAUGCACUUUUUCAGUCAUUAUUUUACACACAUUCAGAAGGUGAUUCAUUUUAUACUCUGGAAAUGUCUGGAUGAUGACACUGGUGAUAUAAGCUAGAACAUGAAUUCAAUGUCAUGUUCUGAACAAAGACUAUCAUACUUUUAAUUGUUUACAUUUUUCCUGUUUAAUCUGUAGAUUUUUUUAGUAAAUAUUUUACAGGCCAGUCUUUUUGUUAUUAAUUUCACAUUUAGAAUGUUACCUGCUAGUGAGAGGCUUUCCAUGCAAAUAUUGAGAAUGAACUUUUGGAGUCAGUCAUAGUGUUUGUUUAAUGUAUACUUGUAAUGCUUCCAGUCAUUUGGACCAUGUCACCUUUUACAGACUGCCUUGCUUCGAAAUCAAAUGUUAGGCAUAAUGGAAAAGGACAGUAGCUCAGAACAGAUCAGCAACGUAUGAGACACAGUGAUCCUGGUAAUAGUAUAUUGUUGUUGUUUUUAUAAAGCAUUAGUUUUUAUUUCACUUUGGAGAGCUUUGCUGUCUCCAUAUUCCUCUCGUGUUAUGAUACCUUUCCACAAAUUGUGUUAUGCGCCAAUUAUCUGUUGAUAUUCCUUUGCAUAACAUAUGAUUGGAAUUUUAUGCUAAUUUCAAAGUCAGUUUUCUCAGUGCCUCCAGCCGACAAGCUUUAAGUAAUACUACUGUGACGGGAGUGGUGGGAAGAAUAACAUGGGUGGAAUUGGAUGACUUUGCUGGUCUACUUCUCAGGCAGUCCUCGUUUGACUACUGAGAAAAAUGUCGUCAUAGUCGCAGUGCUAUUCUUGUUUUACAAGAAAUAUCGAUUGACUGGAUUCAAUCCAAAAGCUACAGUGGAGGGUCAAACGACUGUCCAAGCCGGUAUGAGAUCAUAUGAAACAGAGGAUAUAGUUUUGAGGAAUUAAACAUUGCUGCACAUUUUCUCCCUACUUUUAAAGCCUACAUUUUCAAUGAGCCAGGGUAUGUUACUAGAUGUUAUGUUGGUUUGUGUCAACAGAUAUAGUUUUAUACUAAACUAGAUGUGCUGUCCCUUUGCGCUCUUACACAGGACAUAUCAAUGUUUAUGCUUUAACCAACAGAUCUGGAUAUUUGUGUUAAUAAUAGUAAUAUUGCGAUUCUAUCUUCCAAUGGUAGCUUAGUCUGCUUUCCCAGCAUUGUGUCGCAUUGCCAGAUGCUGAUGUGGUCUCGAGUAAAAGCAGAAAUCUGUGCUUUUGUAGAUGACAUCAGGGUUCACUUGCUGCCUUGCACGCCUCACUCUCCCUGAUUUGUAAAUGCAUGUUUAAUACGCCAACACUACAAAAUCACGAUACCCUGUACGGCUUGAGCUCCUAUGGCUUUAAAAACUAACACUGACUAAUGCUGCGCAUGACUAAAUGUGCACCUAUGAAUGCUGCUUUAACUUUUAAGAUCUUUCAGAGAAUAUUAUUGUCAUUAUUGUCAUUACUGAUGAUGAGGGAAAUAAGCGGAUAUGACAAGAAAUUGUGGAUUUCUUUUGAACCAAUGCUGAAUGUUAACAGUAAUAUCAAAGUGAAAUGUUACUCGUAAAACCAAUAAAAAACUAAUUUGUCUGGCUA